UUCACUCUCUUGGCAUUGAUCGAGUAUCGAAUAUCACGUCUCAGUUCUUAUUGGAGGGGGCUGCGUAUUUAUAUAUCCUGGUAAACUUAAGGAUUGCCCUGUAAAAGAUAUCUUCGGAUCUGCAGUAUGACAACAGUGUCUUCAAACUUAACGUUCACAACACCUGUAUUUAACGAGACUUUACGAGAACAACCAUUGCCAACUGAAGUUGUCGUAUUAUUGAGUUUCGUAUGGAGUCUUAUUAUAGUGAUAGGAGCCAUAGGGAAUGGCCUUGUAAUUUAUAUAAUGUUACGUUAUGGCGAACGUUCUGUGACAAAUGUUUACAUAGUUAAUCUGGCAUUCGCUGAUUUAAUGUUUAUUUUAUUUGUUGUGCCAGCAACUUUGAUACAUAUAGUGAUUCCAACUUGGAUUUUGGGAAAUAUCAUCUGCAAGUUUUCUAACUAUAUGAUAUAUGUUACUCUACAUGCCACGUGUUUAACUUUGUCAGCCAUGACAGUGGACCGAUAUCAUGCCAUUGUUAAUCCUAUAGAUUCCAUGAACUGGCGGUCAACAAAGACGGCUUCGGCCAUCAGUCUAGCAGUAUGGGCAGUAUCACUAUCAAUAUGCUGUCCAUACUUGAUCUACACUAAAGUAACAGAAGUUGGAAACUUUGAUGACAUAGAUUGCAUUCCACAAUGGCCGUCAUUAGAAUUUGAUAAAGCCGUAACAUUAGUUGUCGUCUUGACAACAUUUGUGUUGCCGCUUACAGCCAUUAUAAUCUGUUAUGCUUGUAUUUUGUUUCAUUUAUGGAGUGGAGCAAACAGAAAAAACAACCGACUUGAGAGAGAAAACAGUGCUCUUUCAGUUAAAAAUGACAAGGCAGAAAGACAAGUUCGGAGAAAAAGACGAGUUACCCGAAUGGUAGCAAUUGUUGUCUUUCUGUUUGCUAUAUGUUGGUUACCUAUUCACAUACUUGCCAUUUGUAUAAAGUUUGACCCGAAAUUUCCGAAAACAGACUCAAUGCACUAUUUUAAACUAUUUGCUCACACACUAUCUUACGCCAACUCCUGUGUUAACCCAUUUGUGUAUGCUUUUAUAAAUGAAGGAUUUAGAAAAGCUAUUAUACGACGAUCACCUAAAUUAUAUCAAUUGUGUAGUUGUUUAUUGAGAUCACCGAUUGCGCAGGAAACGGAUACAAGUAUGGUAGAUAAAGCCGUAGAAGCCAAACCCGGAAUGUACGUGCAUUCAGAAUGUAGUACAGCAACACAGACAACAGCGUGUAUAUUUCAUUAAUCAUAUAGUCUGAACAUUUAAAAGGAUGAGGAGGAAUUACGUCAAUUUAUAUGAACAUUCAUAACUCAUAUUUCUCACUUUUACGAGACACAGAAAUUAUGAUAUUUUAACCAAUGUUUAAAUAAGGAGAUAUCAAAAUUUCUUUGAGGGCAUUCUGUUCUCAAAUUAAGACGACCAUGACGCCUUUAGAAAAUGACAACAGCAUAUCAAAAUUUAAAAGGCACUAAGAUGGAGAAAAAAAAUAGUGAUGUUGUUUUGCUUCAAAAAUUAACAACAACAAACUCAUUGUUAAACUUAUGUAAGUUUUCUUCUCAUAUCAUUUUCAUUAAAAGUAAGUAUGUAUAACGCAAUGGUGUAUCCCCCUACUCAAAAUAUGAUUCUUUAGAAUUAAAAAUAGAGUAGGAAGAAUAAUCUUUUAUCAAUGAAGGCAUUGUCAGUAAAGUUUCAUUAUUGUAUUGCAUCGGUACUUUUCAAAACUCGGAGCAAAUAAGUUCGAGCCAUUAAAUUAUUUGUUUUAAUUGUGUUUUAAAUGUUUUGUUACGAAUGUGGAUUAGCAAUACUCAGGAAAAAGCUUGAUAUAUAUGGCCAAUCCAUACAGUGAUUUAGCUGUUUCAUAUAAUUGUAUUCACAUGUGAUGGCUACUAAACUAGUCAAUAUUUAUUUUAGAUGUUUACUAUAAUUUGUAUAAAAUGUGGUUUAACAUUCAAAACUUCGGUAUCAACGUGAACAAACAAGAAAAAAUAUUUGCAACGACCAUGUUUGUAACAAAACAAUGACCCACAUUUGUCUUGUCUUUUGAAUGAAUGUUGAUGGUGGUGUUUAACGACCUUCAUUAGCUAUACGGUCAUAUGACUGAAAUAGUUAAUUUGUAAUUUAUAUACUUUUUUUGGCUUUAUGUAGAAAAAUAAAACUUUUUAUAAACUGAAUAUUGAUGUGAAAAUAAGUCGGACAUUACAUAUCUGAAGACGAAAAAAAAAUGUGCUUACGAAGUCCAGAAAUACUGUAAUACCAGUCCGAAUUAUAUUAGAUAACCAAAAUAGGAACACUAGAUGUUAGACAUAGACAUUUCUCUUUAUAUUUGUAUUUUAUUUCAAAGCUAAUUAAAUCAAAUUUCAAAUC
Molecule: messenger RNA, 2391 nt
Organism: Mytilus trossulus (common blue mussel)
Lineage: Eukaryota; Metazoa; Mollusca; Bivalvia; Mytilida; Mytilidae
Product: galanin receptor type 2-like
Exons: 5
Coding region: 127-1272 (381 amino acids)
Biological process (GO): G protein-coupled receptor signaling pathway
Cellular component (GO): plasma membrane
Molecular function (GO): neuropeptide Y receptor activity
Source: RefSeq, a predicted model, not a curated record